AUGGAUGAUGCUUUGUUGAAGCCUUCCAAGGUGCGAUGUUCUGUGAAAGUUGGUUCACCUUGGGUAUGGGACGAAGAAUGGCAGGACUACGCCGAAACCAGUCCGGAUGUCACCGCGGUGGGAACCCUCGUGGAGGUCAAAGAUCCCAAAGCCUUGCGGGCCAGGGAAUUCCGGGCAGACAUGGUCCAUGGACCAGACUCAACGAACGAGGACGUGAUCAUGUGCGAUUUAGCACCAACAUUGGAGGCUGUUUUGAGUGGUACAGAUGCCGUUCUGCUUGUGGCUGGAGUUUCCGGUGGAGCACAGGCCGACCUAAUGGAUGGUGCUGAAGGGCUCGCCGCAGCGGCUGUGUGGCAGCUGGCAUCGGAGUUGCACGAGCGCCAGGCGAGUCAUCGCGCAAAUGGGGCAGUUGGAUAUACGUACCAUAUGAGGUUGCAGUCUUUUCAACUUGCCGGCGACACAAUCCUGGACCUCCUCACCGACUCUCCGGAAGCUGCGCGUUUGAUGGACCUCCCGCAGGGCGUGAUGGUUGAAGGCGUGCGAACAGCCAGCGCAACAUCUGCGGAUGAGUUCAUGAAAUAUGUCGAAGCCGCGCAGCGACGUCGAGACCCGGAGAAGAGACACCAGACGAGUGCAGUUUUCGUCAUCGACGUGACCCAGGCAGACUACUACGAAGGAUGGGGACUGCACGGGCGCUUCGUUCUUCUGGAGUCAGCCGUCAUGGAUUGUUUAGCAGAGGAUAAAGGUCUCGUCCAGCUUCGCGAGGGAUACGAUCGCUAUCGCGGGGUGUACCACAUGCGCAGCUUAGUCAAGUCGUGGAGAAGCGGUGAGCCUGGAGACGUGAACGGUUCCUACCUGACCUGGCUUCUUCGUGAUCUUCUCACAGGCGGCAGUGUCGAGGCUCAUCUCCUCUUCUGUGUCGCUCAGGGAAAGCCUUCGAUAAGCAUAGCGCUGCUUGAAUUCAUGGAAGAUUUCAGCAAGAUACAUACUAAUCCAGUAACACAGGACCAUCGAGUUGCGGGAUGGGCAAGAGCAGUCCGUUCCGAGCGCUUGAUGUUGAAGCAGGCACUGGAGCGAGGAGGGGGUGGCGUGGAUCGUGACACUCGGAGCUUGGUUUUGGAGCUGGAAAAGCGCCUCGCCAAUGCUGAGAGGCAGAAGGAGGAAGCCCAAAGACUGGCGGAUGCUCGCCAAGACAGAGCAAACAACUUCCAGGACCGGUACGUUUCUGCCUUGGAGAGUCAGGAGUCAAUGAACGAGAGGUUGAUGUCUUCCGAAGAGGAGCAGCUGAAGGCGAUGCAAUCACUGGUCCUGGCCCGAGUCGCCGAGCAGAGAGGGACGCCAGCUAAGCUCCGCUUAAACCGCUUGGAGGUCGAGGCACAGAUCGAGGCCUCCGAGGCCAAAGAUGAGUUGAGUGAGGUGCAAUACACAGACAACGUUCUUCUAAUGAUGCUGGAGCAAGAGGUCGCAGAAAUGAAGGAAUCUUCUGACAAGACGAGCGCCGACCUCACGGGCAAGCAGGCCAAGAAACUCCAAGAUGCAGAGGCUCUGGCCGAGGAUCUCCGUAUGCGCUUGGAUGCGGCAUCAGAAGCCAAAAUCCAAGCUGAGAUUCAGAAAGAAGUGGAAAAAGGUGAUCUGGAGAAUCGUGUCCAAGCACUUCGACUGGAGCUUCGAGAAGGGCGCUUGGAGGAUUCCGUGCAAUACGCGGAGGAGCGUGGCAAGAUUCAAGAGACUGUUCGAGAGGAAGUGGAGCGCCUCAGGCAGGCUUUGGAAGACGAGCGCAGCCGGGCCCGACAGAUCCUUGACGAUGGGCAGUUGCAGUUGAUACAAUCUCGCCAUCAGUUCCAGGAAGAGAAAGGCAAAGCUGCAUUGCAAGCCAAGCAGGAGCUGCAAGAGCUGCAGUCCAGCAGGGAUUCACAGCUUGGCGAAGUGCAGACAGAGCUUGCGGAUGUUCAGAGGAAAGCAGUGUUGGAAGAAGAAGAAGUCAAGCGACUGCAGUCUGCUGGGAAGGAGCUACAGCAAAGCUUGCAAGCGGAGCAGGUUUCCGAACGUCAAGCACGGGAAGAGCUUCAUGUGGUGAAUGACGAGCUGCGAAGUGUGCGUUCCGACUUCGAGCAGCAGCUUGCGCAACUGGCAGCCAAGCCAUCUGGAGGUUACUUGAUUGCAGAUCCAAUCAGAAGCACCAUCAGCUGCUUGCUGGCUGACCUUCAGGAGCAAAAUCGAGCGCUGCAGGCUCGGGUCGCCCUCCUCGAGCAGCAAAGUCCUGCUGACAGGCGAGUGCAGGCUCAGCGUUUGGCUUUCCUUGAGAAAAGCGUCCGUGAUCUUGAGGCUGAAAGGUCAGCACUUUUGGUGCGGGCAACCGUAGCCGAGGAGCAGUUAAAGCAGCUCCAGAAGCAUUUGAAGGAGAUCACUGAGGAUUAUCAGAUGCAAAUCCUCAGCUUGAAGAUGAAGGGGCGAGGAUUGGUUCCGUCCAAUGUCACAGACUGUGUCCCAAACGACUUGCCCUGCUAUGAGAGAUCUUACGCACGGGACAUGACAUGUCAGAAGCCAUGCGGCCUGGACGAGCUAGAAACAGACUUCAGCUGCGACCCGGCUGGUGCCUUCUUCGAAGACACCUUGACAUCAGCGUCUCUCAGCGAGAUGGACCGGGUCAGCUUCAGAUUUGCAGGCUCAUCCAACUUGGCCGGCCUUCGAUGGUGUUUCGUUUAUGGCGCCAAUCCCAAGGCCUGCGACAGCAACGGCACAAGCCUACUACACGCUGCCGCCAGAGGGGGCAGCUAUCAAGUUGUUAAGGACUUGGUCCUUCGAUCGACUGAUGUUAAUGCCGUCGAUUGUGCUGGAUGGACACCGCUGCACGUGGCCAGCUGCAUGGGCCGCCAGGAUGUGUCUUUCUACCUGCUGCAAGCAGGGGCGAAGUCCAGCAAGACAUCCAGGGGUCAGACACCGGAAGACCUCUGUAGCCACCCUCACACCAAGGAGGUGGUCAUCGGUUUCGAGGAGCGCCGGCCCAAAGUGGUCGGACUGCCGACGCGGAGCAUGCCAGCCUUCGAUACCAGAGGCUCCGCCGACGAGAUGGGAGCGAGCUUGCACUUCGAGCCGCCAGAGCCUCUUGGAGAUAACGCUUGCUGCUGGCUUGUGGAAGCCCGGACCUGGGAUGGCAUCCCUUGUGGCCACCGUUUCCCCGUCGGCCGCGGGGAAUUCUGCCCUGUGUUCAGAGUUCGUGAGUUCGCGAGUACAGAGAGCUCUGCAAGAGAUCUUAGCGAUACCACGGUUCUGGUGACCUCGUGGUUCAACGCCCACGAGGACCAGAACGAGAAAGACCCGGAGCCGAAGGACACAGAGCAAGACAAUGAGCUCGCUGCAGCUGAGGUAGAUUUCUUCGGUUCUAUGGGCAAAGAGCGCUUGAAGGAGGACAAGCUGAAGCCAGAUCCUGAAAAAGCGAAGGUCAGUGAAAAGGAGUACAACCCGUUCCUCCGUGGGGAAGAAUCUAACCUUCCUGUUCCGGAGUCGGCAAGCGCCAGCUCCAUUCCAAAGCAUUUGUGUGUUGGGCCUGCUUGGGCCGCGAAAAACGACUGGAGAAAGCGCAUGCAGAAUCGCAAGGAUUCCAACAACGACAGAGACCAGAGGGCCGAGGCGCCAGACCACAGGGGUCGAGAGAAGGAGGACAAAGCUCGAACGGGUGUGACCGGAGGCCCAAGUGGCGGUGGCUGGCGGGCAAAGAAAGCUGCAGUCGUGAGGCGCUCGCGCAGCCGCAGCCAAAGCCGACGCCGCAGCCGGAGCCGGAGCCGGAGCUCGGGCCGUCGCAAUUCUCGACGGCAGCGCCACCGAUCUCGAUCGAGGUCGUCCGGCAGUUCGUCUUCGGCGAAGGAGGCUGAGCGUCGGAAGGAGCAGGUUGCGAAAGCGGUGCUUGGUCGAGUGAAGGCUGCCGAGGCCCAGGAAGAAGCCGAAGGCGAUGGCGAUGCAGACGAGGUCAUCCGCAAGUUGCAGUCCAAGUACAGCAAAGGUGCUGGCAAGCAAGAGGGUGUUGGGCUGGCAGCAUCCGCAGAGGACGUUGAAGAUGACAUCGAUCCCAACAAGCUGGGUGCUCUUGCCAUGGAAGCCAUGUUGAGUGGCGACAUGGCUCGCUACGAGGAGCUGAACCGACGCCUCGAAAAGCACCAGGCAACGGCCGGUGAGAAGCCCAAGGCUUUCACUUUGCCUCCUCCAGAGCCUGCCGAGAAUGUCAAGGUUCUCGAGCAGGUGGAUGCAGCUGGGAGGAGCAAAAAGCUGGUUGAGUCAGUCCAGUCUGCAUCGGUCCACACCAAGGGGAGAAACAAAAGAGGCACUGCCAAUGCGGUUCCAGGUGGCAAGGACAAGAAGGGCUCGCAAGGCUACUACGAGGAUGACGAUGUCUCCCUGCAAGAACUGAUCCGCCGCGAGCGCAUCGAAGGAGUCCAGGACUAUGAUGCCAAUCUAGAGAAGCACAUCUUGAAGAGGGGUGACCGCUUCAAGAUGUUGGAAGAUGACGAAGACGAGGCAUAUGCUCUUGGCUGGUAUGAGAAUGCCGACAAGAAGAUGGACUCCAGGAAGGGUGCCGAGAAGCGACUCAAGCAAGAGAAAAACGACAAGAACCGGAUCCAGGUCAAUUUGGAAAGAUGCACCCUUUGCAUGGAAAGUAAAAAGUUUUUCCGCAAAAAUGCGGUGAUGUCGGUGUCGCCUCAUGCGUAUGUUUGUGUCGAGGCGGAAGGUCGGUGCGUUGUUCCUGGCCAGGUGCUAAUCGUGCCGCAAGAGCACGUCAUGGCCAUGACGGAUGCGGACGAGGCUGCGUGGGCAGACAUUCGUAAUUACCAGAAGUGCCUCAUCUCCUUCUACGAGUCAGAGCAACCUCCUCGUGCUGUUCUCUUCGUGGAGUCUUCGGUGCACCGUGUUUCGAGGGACAAGGCUUUGCUGGGAGCAGGCCCCCAUGCCAGCAUUGUCGCAUAUCCGAUCGAGAUGGGUCUUCUGGUCCAAGCACGCACCUACUGGAAGAAGGCCCUGGAUGAAGCUGAGAGUGAAUUUGAGACCACCCACAAGAAGGUUAUUGAGACGGAUUCGAAGGGUGGUGUGCGAAGUGCUGUUCCGAAGGGCUUUCCGUACAUCCACGUGGAUUUUAGUCUUGGAGGUGGUUUCGCCCAUGUGGUUGACAAUGUGGAAGAGUUUCCGCGGGAUUUCGCGCAACAUGUCAUUGCAGGAAUGUGUGAGAUGACCAUCCUUGACCGUGCUUACACUUGCAAGGAGGAGUACAGAGAUGCUUGCAAGGACAUCAAGGAACGCUUUGCAGCGGACUUUGACUGGACCAAGGCCAUUCUAGCCCAGGGCACUGCAUUUAGACCACAUAGAGCUAUCCAGACCACAGACCAGCACUUAUGA
This is a messenger RNA of Symbiodinium sp. CCMP2456, 5385 nucleotides long. The record is from the annotation of a GenBank genome assembly. NCBI's taxonomy places the organism in Eukaryota, Dinophyceae, Suessiales, Symbiodiniaceae.